AUACCUCUAUGUCUCUCUCAGCAGGGUGCACCACGGUAUCCUGCCGCUCCGGUGCUCCCCAUUCCCCACUACCUCUUUCUAUCCCUAAUCCAUUAAAAACCAAAACACCCUUUUUCUGCUUUCAAAGCACACAAUCAUCAUAUCUCACAAUGCCUUCAAAGCUCUCCGAAGACUUCCAAGCCCCUGUCCACCUCAAGCAUCAAGACUUCACCUCUCUCCAAGAACUCCCUGACUCCUUCGCGUGGACUCAACGCAACGAUGAUGACUCCCACUACCCCUCCAUCGGCGACUCCAUCUCCGAACAUGUUCCGGUCAUCGAUCUUUUCGAUCCUAAUGCUCUUCAACUCAUUGGCCGUGCAUGCAAAACUUGGGGCGUCUUCCAAGUAACAAACCAUGGCGUUCCUUCCACCCUCUUCGACAACAUGGAGUACAUUACCAAAACCCUCUUCUCUUUACCAGUCCAGCAGAAGCUCAAAGCUUCAAGAUCACCAGACAGUGUUACCGGCUAUGGCGUUGCCAGAAUUUCUUCAUUCUUUCCCAAGCAGAUGUGGUCUGAGGGAUUCACCAUUGUUGGAUCACCUGUCGAACAUUUUCGCGAACUUUGGCCCGAUGAUUACAGCAAAUACUGUGAUGGGAUUAAGGAAUACGAGGAAGAAAUGAAAAAACUGGCAGGGAGAAUUAUGUGGCUGACAUUAGGUUCAUUGGGCGUAACCAAGGAAGAUAUUAAAUGGGCCGGGCCGAAAGGUGACUUCCAGGAUAGUUCUGCAGCCUUACAACUGAACCACUACCCGGCUUGUCCAGACCCGGACCGAGCCAUGGGUCUUGCACCGCAUACCGACUCAACCCUCUUCACCAUCCUUUACCAAAACAACACCAGUGGGUUGCAGGUCAUGAAAGAGGGAGCCGGUUGGGUCACCGUACCUCCAGUCCCGGGCCGGCUUGUGAUCAACGUGGGUGACCUACUCCACAUACUAUCAAACGGUUUAUACCGGAGCGUGCUUCACCGGGUCAAGGUGAACCGUAGCCGUCAACGGAUCUCCGUCGCCUACUUGUAUGGGCCACCGUCUAAUGUCAAAAUUGCGCCACUGUCCAAACUAGUUGGACCGAGUGAGCCUCCUCUAUACCGGUCCGUUACUUGGAAUGAAUAUCUUGGCACCAAAGCCAAGCAUUUCAACAAGGCACUUUCCUCAUUUAGGAUAUGUGCUCCUCUAAAUGUAACAGUGUAGCAGUGUGACACUAAAUUGAGGCGGAGGGAGCACAAAAAAAACCAGAUUCUUAGAUACGAGUAAGUGAAUAAAAUAAUGAAUAAGUGACUUUCUU
Molecule: messenger RNA, 1320 nt
Organism: Rubroshorea leprosula
Lineage: Eukaryota; Viridiplantae; Streptophyta; Magnoliopsida; Malvales; Dipterocarpaceae
Source: the annotation of a GenBank genome assembly